Messenger RNA from Gilbertella persicaria, 336 nucleotides. RefSeq lists its product as uncharacterized. Lineage: Eukaryota; Fungi; Mucoromycota; Mucoromycetes; Mucorales; Choanephoraceae. The transcript has a single exon. The record is from RefSeq and is a predicted model, not a curated record. The annotation marks the transcript as partial.
UUGGUUGAACAAAAUGGAUCUCUUAAAAAGGAAGUUGCUGUUGCAGAACGCAAGUUGAUUGCAAGAAAUGAACGUAUUCAAAGUCUAGAAGCCCUUUUAGGUGAUGCACAAGAAAAAUUAAUACAUCAAAAUCAAAAGUUUGAAGCACAAUUACAAGCUGUUCGUGAUCGGUUGGAACAGGCCCGUUCUCAAAAGGCCAGUCAACCUGCCAUGUCAGCUGUUAACUUUGGUAGAAUUGCUAAGCCUUUAAGAGGCGGUGGAAAUGUAGUUGAACCCGCUGAUGAUAAACGCGAAAAGCGCUCUUCUUGGAUGCCUGGAUUCUUAAAUGGUCGUUAA